UUGUUCGAGGACUUCAGGAGCCUUCUGUCAUGGCGCCGCCCACACUGAGUUCGCGAUGUCGGUAAACUUUUCAGCUCUGCCUGCUCGUUUACAAGCAGCGAAACGUCUGAUAUCAACUACCGUUCCUCAGCGUACCUGCCAAUGCUCCAAAUCAACCAAGCCUCCAAAAACGUCAGUAGUUGCAGCACGGUACGAUGGCAAGACUCGCGUGCCCGUAGAAACUGUGAACUCUGGCGACGCAGUGAAGAAAAUAAACUUCGAAAAUUUGUCAUUAUUCGGACCGCUUUUAAAAUCGACACCAGAACAACGAAAGGAUGAACAAAUGGGUUUUCGCAUGACUUAUUUGGACGAGAAAGUUCCACGCCGUCUAACGAAACCGAAACUGGCUUGUCAUGAUCCCGCCGUCAAGAAGAUAACGGUGAAGGAAUACGGAUACCGUACUUUACCGGACGUCGAAUAUUCGGAUGCCAUACAGGCUCCGCAACACGAUAUCCUUAAGCUAAACGAAGGGAAGAUCAACCUUGGAAAACUUGAAGAUAGUACCAGGGGGGAAUCCUGCGAAGUCUCCAUCAACAUUCCGCAGUACGAACCGGACCUGAAGGCUACACUUUCAUUUCCCAUUUUUAACUAUGCUCGAAAGGACGGAUCCGAACGGGACUCGAAUAGCGCCCCAUCGUCUUUCCCCUUCACGUCUAAAAAAUAUCCCAGCGUUACCACCAUUUUGAAAGAAACCAUGGAUGAAAUAUCGAAGCAGAGGCUGGAGAAAUGGAAGCAGACGAUGAUUGCAGAGCUUGGCGAAAAAGGUUUCGAGAAAUACCAAGAAUUGUUGCUGACACGUGGACGUACCUUGCACCAGAACAUAUGCGAUUUCCUCCGCGGCCAACCUGUCGGCGAAUUGGACAUCACCCCGGAUAACCAAGGCCACUGGGAGAGUUUGCAGAGCCUCUUACCGCAGAUACAAAACGUCCGAUUUCUCGAGACCUUCGUUUCGCAUCCUCACCUGCAGUACCAGGGCAUAGUUGACUGCGUCGCUGUUUACGAAGGAGAACUCAUUCUUAUCGACUGGAAGACGUCCAAGAAAACAAAGUCGCGGUUAUCGCAGACGUACGAUAACCCGUUGCAAGUCGCAGCUUACGUAGGGGCAUUGAACUAUGACGACAACUACGACGUGCAGGUGAAGAGUGCGGCCAUCGUCGUAGCUUACGAAGACGGACAGCCGUGCGACAUUCACCGGAUGGGUCCCACAACGUGCGAGACCAACUGGCACAGGUGGCUCAAGAGGAUCCGCGUUUACUGGCAGAGCCUUGGAACGCCUGAUUAGUUUGCACAAACUAACACUUUUACCAAAUCGUGGCGCUUUAUUGUUAAUGAAGCAGCCAGCAUAAUUUCGUUGUGCCUAAUUAGCCAACUUCCGUGGCUUCCAAGAUGGGCGUAGGCAAUAAAAGGGGGCGAGAAGACUU
Molecule: messenger RNA, 1460 nt
Organism: Ornithodoros turicata
Lineage: Eukaryota; Metazoa; Arthropoda; Arachnida; Ixodida; Argasidae
Product: mitochondrial genome maintenance exonuclease 1-like
Exons: 4
Coding region: 56-1321 (421 amino acids)
Biological process (GO): mitochondrial DNA replication
Cellular component (GO): mitochondrion
Molecular function (GO): single-stranded DNA exodeoxyribonuclease activity
Source: RefSeq, a predicted model, not a curated record